AUGGACCUGAGCGUUUCUGGCACAGGCGACGCUUCAGUAGCAGACCCGUACGGCAGCCAGUCUCUGCAAACUCAGUUGGAUACUGCAACACUUGCCGAGGACAUUGUUGUCAUACUCGAUGCUACAGCUUUCCAGCAACCUUCGGUCCCCAUAGUUCGAGGCGCGACCGACCAACCUCAGGCGGCAUCCAAGCUGACAACCCUGAGCUUCGAGCUCCCACCUCGUACCAUCAGCUCACCUCUUGAUGAACGUUUCGUCAAACGCCUUACACGCGUCCGAUCAGACAAGCAGCAAACAUCGCAGCCGGUCAGACAAGCUCUUGACGCGCUCAAAUCUGACGUGUUCGCUUUCAUCAAAUCUCAGUUGAAGCUCCGCAAUAUCGGCACUCACGGUAUGGAACAACGUUAUCUGAACUGGUGCUUGCCUAGGAUCCUCGACCGCCAAAUCUGGGAAGGAAUCAUGGAGGAUUGUCUCUUCAUCACUCCAGCUGAACUGGAGCAGGUAUUGGACUUACGUGACGUUGAGCAGGUUUACCUAGCGCAGCCUACUGGUGCGACGAGCUUUUACCUGCGCACGUUUACCUUCAAGGUUCAUGAGCUACUCCAGGUUCUACAGGAGCUGUCUGCAGAGGGCUACGAUUACAACCGCAAGCUGUUUCUUUGGACCGCUCGGCUGAAGGGAGUCGACCCAUUUACUCUCAUCUACGUCAGAUACGCUGGAAUGACCACAUACGUACCCUGGAUGCGUCAUCUGGACGACAUUACCAGCGAGGCUGGAUCUUUCGCUAUUGCAUUCAUUCAAAAGACACUUUUGUCUUUUCCGGCCGUGAUUCAAGGUACUAUCGUCCAGGAAGUUCAUGAUGCGCGAGUCGACUUUGCUGUUGACCAGACCCUGCUCAACGUCAGAGAGCAAGCUCUCAUCAGUCUCCUCGAUUCCGGCGCUUUAAAUACUGAAGCUGGAGGGGCCUUCAAUCAUGAUCCGUCUACUGAAGACGAGAUCAUGUUCGCUACAUUGAGAACUCGUGUCACUGCCCAAAUCACAUCCUCCACAAAGGCUUGCACUCCGGCCAUACUCCAGCAAGUUCAGGAUCUUGCCGGUGACAUCCAGCAGUAUGCGAACGAUGACCCAGUGUCGACGGGCACGCAUGUCUUCACAUUUGCUAAUGUCCAUCGCGAUGCUAUUAUCGAUGGCAUGACCCCAUCAUUGACUCAUAGGGGCAUGACACCUUUCUUGACAAUGGGUUCCGAUGUUCCUUUGACCACCUUCAAGAAACCCAAGACGUAUUUCCUCGAGGCGAGCUGUUCAGCACACCUCUCAGCCACUACCUGGAACUAUUUUGGUGCUUGGGAGGAGGGCCUCGAUCGCUUCGAUGGUAGCUACAUUUCGCGUUUGGUCAAAGGCCAUCAUGUUCCCUUCAUUGACCUGUACCCUUGGCCAAAGCGAGACCCCGCAACCACAACUUCUGCCAUGGAAUAUGUCCGUCGUUACUUCGGUAUCGCCAACCCUCUCGUGGUCCUUUGUCACGGCGAACUUGUCUCCAAUGUUGCACUUGGCAAUCUACGACAUUCCAAAGGUCUACAGCAUGAUGACCUCACUGGCGCGAUAGGCCAAGUCUAUCUUCGCAACCAUAUGUCGCUCUCCAAGCAAGAUCGUGACUCAGGCUUCUAUGUCGCCGUUCCGUCCCUCCAUCCUGGAUCAAUUGGGUACCGUGGAACUUCUGUUGGGGUCACCAAAUCCAUCUUCUUGAUGGCCUCGAUGGUUGGCUGGCUCGCAUACCACGAGGCUCUCAUUCGUUCCAAUUCUACCGAUACCAAGAAGGUCAUUUGUGAGGAGAUCAUCUCUGCCGUCAAUGCAAAGACUGGUGCCGACACUCCCUUCGAAAAGCGUCUUACAGCCCUGAAGGCAGAGCUAGCCAAGGAGCUUGUCAUAAGGCGUCGCAACUACGUGGACGCCGCCACCAAGGCAGCCAGAACGGCCGAGAUCAAGACUGCGGCCAAGUUGCUGACACUUGAGAGGCGUACUCAAGCACCUCGAGCAUCUGGACUGGAUUCUACUGCACUUACAGUCAAGUAUGUUCUCUACUCCGGCAGAAAGGGCGUCAUCAUGGCUACCCCGACUACCAUCUGGGCUCAGGCAAGAAAAGAAUUGGAUGUUGUUCUACAAUCUGGUUUCUCCUUCAGUCUACCCCAGUCACAUGAGCGUACACAGGAAGUUGAGAGAGUUUUCAACAAGCAUGUCGCCAGUCUUCAAGUCUCCGCCGCGGCCAGUGGAGAUAAGAGCAAGUUCAUCAACUUCGCUAAGUCAUACAAGGUCCCUCAGGGCGGUAGUUUCUAUCUCUCUGCCGCCAGUGUUGAGGACACUGUAAAGGAUCUGCCUAACUUGAUUCGUUGCUUCUUGCCCGACCAUGUCUCUGACCCAUACGACGCCAAGUGGUCUCGUGUAUUCAAUCUGAACAUGCAAACUCUUGCGAUCGCCGCCCUGAGAAAGUGGGUCACGGAAGCCAUCUCUGGUGCCACCAAUGACCAGCAGGCGGCAGUUUCUGUGGCCGCCAAGUGGUUCAGUCACAUGCAGAAGGAUCCCGCUGUGUUUGCUCUACUCGGAAAACCCGCUUCUUCAGGCAGUGCACCUUCAAGCAAUAUCUUCACUACGACUGAUGAUCUCAAUGGCGCCGAGAUCACCAUCAAGGCUCACUGGGCCAAUUUUGACGCCACUGUCGUCAAGCACAGCUUUUCUUGGAUGACUUCGGACGGCACAACAGUGAGCAUGGACAACAUUCCCAUGCCACGUACAGUCAUGCCACAGACUGACAGCGACAAGCGCUUCAUCUUCUUCGUCCCUGAAGGCGUUGAUAUCAAAGACCAGCAUGGUAACUCUAUCGAUGCCUACGAACUGAAGGGUCAGAAGCAGGCGGGUAAGCAAGUUGGAAAGCAAAAGAUGUCAGUCUAUCCCACUGUGCCCAUCGCCACUAUUGUCGCCUCCCUCGGCAAUCAUCCCAACGGCAAGUACUUCCUGGAGUUAUGGGAGUCUCAGACCGGAACUACGGUUGACGAUGCUUUGGACUCCUCAUUUGUUGGACAAUCCAGUGUUGGCGAUGGUGGAAGCAUUAUUCCGGCCAGCUACUUCACAGGCGGACUCUCUCGUCCUCUGCCAGUCUGUCUCAUGUACAAUGCGAAUGCCAAGAAGGCUAUCCGUGAUAUCCUUCCGGUUUACCCAGGCGAUGCACUCUGGCUUCUUCACGAAUUCUGGACAGAGUGCUACCCUGAGGGCGGUGAGGUCAAGUUGACCAACCCCUCCGAAGACACCAGUGGAGAGUCAGCACACAGUAAGCUCAUCGCCUUCCUCCAAAGACCUCUCUACCGCCAACAUCCGUUCGCCAGAGACUUGCGUGCCAUGGUCAGCCUCUCACACAACGGCGGAGAUGAUAAGAAGAAGGCUACUACGACUUUGAAGAGUGCAGCUGACGUUUUGCGUGGCCUGAGUAAGGCUGCUACAAACAGCACCAUGCGUGUCCCGGCUACUAGCGGUCAAGGGUCAAUGGUCAUUGGAGUGACCAGAUUCUUUAUCAAUGCGACCGCUCCUGAUAACGUGAUUGUCGCCUUUCCGCCUCCUAAACUUGUGCCUGACGAUCUCGGGAUCAUCAACGAGGCUGAUGAAACGGAGGAUGUUGAUGAAGAUGACGCGGAAGAUGGCAAUUUUGCUGAAUCCAGCUCUGCCGCUGAGGCUAGAGGCAGCAAGAGAGGACGAGAUGAACAGGAUUUGGAUGACGAGCCACAGUCUCAGCGACCUCGCCACUGA
Molecule: messenger RNA, 3795 nt
Organism: Aureobasidium pullulans EXF-150
Lineage: Eukaryota; Fungi; Ascomycota; Dothideomycetes; Dothideales; Saccotheciaceae
Exons: 4
Coding region: 1-3795 (1264 amino acids)
Source: RefSeq, a predicted model, not a curated record